AUGAGUGUACUUUUCUUCCUUCUAGUGCCCAUCCCGUCAAAAGCCAAUGGCACCACCAUCUCCGCCCUUUCUAUGAACAAAGACACCCUGAUUGGAGGGGUGACAAACCCCAAUGAAGUCUUCUGCUCUGUGCCUGGCCGCCUGUCUCUCCUCAGCUCCACCUCAAAGUACAAAGUGACCGUUGGUGAGGUCCAGAGGCGGCUCUCGCCCCCUGAAUGUCUGAACGCUUCUCUUCUUGGCGGAGUCCUCCGGAGGUGAGAAACCAAGAAAACUGAUCCAGUUCAUUACGGAUCUGGAAUGAGUUCACUCAUUUCUGUAACUCCAUUCAUUUUUGUUUAUUGUUGAUUCCCAUAGCAGACCCCACCCAUAUCUUGCUGCCUGUAACAGCAGUGUUUCCCGAUCUACCGGCAUGGAUUUUUUCAGAUCACCUUUUUAUGGGCAGUUUAAGAAAGAUCUAUAUCCCAUAAGCUUCCCAGUGAGAAAACCAGCUCUCUGAUGGCAUUUGAAUACUUUUCGUAAGUCUCUGCCCUUUGAACUACGUGAGGAAAGCCUGGGGAGAAAUAUUUUAACAAAAUAAGAAGGAAAACAACCUAUAUCGCUUGUCAGUCCCAAGUGGGGCUUGGACUCUCCACAGGAUCCAGCUCCUGACUCCCGUGAUCAUGGCCCCCUCCUCUGGCUCAGACAUUUAUUGGGGCUCCACUACUGCUAGGAGUCAUCUAAGCUCCAACGGCCUGAUCUCUUCCCAGUUCUCAGGAUCUGAACAUCCCCUCCACAGCAUCUCCACAAGGCUUAUAACAGCGGUUUACAUAAUAUUAUUACAAGGAUCAGCAUCAAUUUUAUUUCUUUUUUAAAAUUACAAUGGAAAUGUUGGCUUUAAAAGGCUAUUAUGGCUUGCUUCUUCUCACUCCCCUCAGGGCAAGUGGGUCUUCAGGCUCCCCUGGUGGCAGUUGGAGGAGGGAAGGACCACUGUGGGAGGUGGAUGGUGGCAAUUCAAGGAAUUGUUUAUUCUCGCCUCCCCUCUCACGGCAAGAGUUGCAAUCCAAAACAUCUGAAGGGCACCAAGCCAGGGAAGGUAGGGAUAGGGUGAAUGGUGGUUUCGGCAUGUGAGAACAGCUGCAGAGCUUACAUCCACGCUGAACAUUUAAGGCAUGUUUAAAGCCAUGGCUUCCCCCAAAGAAUCAUGGGAGCUGUCAUUUAUUUCUCACAGAGCUACAGUUCCCAGCACCCUUAAAAACUACGGUUCCCAGAAUUCUUUGGGAGAGGCCGUGUGCUUUAAAUGUAUGGUGUAGCCUUUUAGUGUCUUUGCAUCUCGAAAUAGACUUCUGAAUUAUCCUGUGGUUGUAGAAGAACAAUGAAUAAUAAUAAUGUAUGGUUUCUCCCCAUAUGCCCACACCGCUAUUUUUCUUUCCCAUCCGCUCAAGUUGUCUUAUCUCUCUGCUUUCCUCUUCUAGGGCAAAAUCUAAAAAUGGUGGAAGGUGUUUAAGGGAAAGGUUGGAGAAGAUAGGAUUAAAUCUACCUGCUGGGAGGCGUAAAGCAGCUAAUGUCACCUUGCUAACGUCACUGGUGGAAGGUAAGGCUCCUUCCGUUCGGGAGCUCAGUGGAUUUCUUGGAGGAUGCACGGGGUGUUUGGUGCUCAAAAUAUCCUCUCCUGUUAGACAUGAGAGGGCUUCAUAUUAUUUGUCUUCGAUACCCUGUCUGUGGGAUUUGCGGGGUGCUGCAUUUAUAUGCUUCUUUAAAACACAUGUUGUGCCUUAGCCAUUAAAACUCCCCCAAGGUGGCUUAUAACAAGAUUUAAAAUCGAAUAUAAAACCAGCAGUAAAUAUUAUUGGCUGUAGCUACCUAAUAAUAAUAAUAAAUAAUUUACUAUUUAUACCCCGCCCAUCUGGCUGGGUUUCCCCAGCCACUCUGGGCAGCUUCCAGCAGAAUAUUAAAAUACAAUAGUCUUUUAAACAUUAAAAGCUUCCCUAAGUUCUACUCAGAGUGGAAUAAUUGAAAUGAAUGGACCUAAGCUGGUCAAUGGGUCUGUCCUGAGUAAGAAUAGCAUUGGAGACAACUCUAAAAAUUAAAGCACAAAAGUAACAAAUACAGAGGAUAAAGCUUCAAACAGCAGGAGAGAAACUCAGUUAAGGUCAAAGACCUGGCAAAAUAAAAAUUUAACACACAAUUUCUGUUCUCAUCCUGAAGCAAAGUUCUUAACCCGAGGUACUAUUUCUGGGUUAGCGGAGUCCGUAACCUGAUGUGUCUGUAACCUGAGGUACCACUGUAUAAGUAGAGGUGGCGUGGGGAGAAGCCUUUGGCAUCAUCACCCUGCACAGAAAUGGGCCCUGAUUAAUCUGUGAUUAAUAUGGGCAAAAGAUUAACUAACAGGCACCUGAAGGGAACUAAGGAGGCAGGAUGGGGUUAUUCUCUGGCCUUCAUGGUAAACGAGAGAGGUUGUCAUCCCGGCAACCUCGAUGUGAGAAGUGUGUGUGUGUGUGUGUGUGCGCGCACACACACACACACACACACGGUGACAGGAGUUUUUGGACUGUGCAUUUGCUUUGCUCUGAAAUCCAUUGUGGCCCAAAAGGCAGCUGCCAAGGAGGAAUAGCCCAUCUCUUUUGUUGGCAGCAAAUGAAACGAACAGGUCUGUGAGGCAGCGGUUGUUCCCCAGGCAGUUGGGCCUGGCUCCUUUGAAUGGUUGAUUACCAUCAGAAGAAAAGGAGGACAGGGAAAGACACAUUUUUGACUCAGCCCAGACAGCUGGGAGCUGUCACUGGCUGCUGUUCAGGGGGGUCGGAGUAAAUUACAGAUGAUGGCAUGUUUGACCAAGGAACAAGGCUAGCCCUACAUAUCGAAAGGGCUAGCCUUACAUUUCAACCAAGCCCUGACAGCCCCAGGGUCCUGGCUGUACUACUUCUUCACAUUUGUUACUCACUUUCCUCCCCACAAAAACUUACCCAAAGCGACUUACAAAGUGCAGAGUCUGUCCUUUGAUUUUUUGCAUGAAUUUCUGGUUUUGGCGCCUCUCCUUCCAGUUGAGGUGGGCUCCACUAAGGGUGCAUCAUUCUUACUAUGGCACACUCUAACAAUAAAUCCUGUUUUGGCUGUGAAAGCCAAGGAUACCCCCCAGCUUUAAAUGAGAGAAAACAAGUAGAAUAAAAAUUAAAAAAUCUAACUAUAUCUCACUUUCUCCUUUGAUAGAUUAGUAUUAUUUAAAACAGCAAUAUACAUCAAUGUAUGGGUGACUGUGGGACUCACAGGCCAGUUGCAUCCUACAGAGCCUUUGGGUCUGAUCCAUGGUCUCCCCUCCUUGCCCCCUAUCCCACCCAACAUUCAUGCUUAGCAGGAAAAGGUCCCAUUCAUGUAUAUAAGACAUUUCUCCUAGACCUGUCUGACAUGUAGAGCGGAUAGAUUUUCAAAGGGGGCAGCUGGGGAAAGAAGGCACAAACUGCUCACAUGCUGCCGUCCCCUCCAUUACAGUCCCUGUGUGGCAAUUUGACAUUCUAAAAUAGCCACCGUCACACAAUUGGGUCCUUUCUUUAAGCUUACUUGCGACAGGGGAGGAUAAGGCCAAAGCAGGAGAGGGUUGUUCCCCAACCAUUAUUACAGAUACAGAGGUACCUCGGGUUAAGAACUUAAUUCGUUCUGGAGGUCCGUUCUUAAACUGAAACUGUUCUUAACCUGAGGUACCACUUUAGCUAAUGGGGCCUCCUGCUGCCGCCGCGCCGCCAGAGCACGAUUUCUAUUCUCAUCCUGAAGCAAAGUUCUUAACCCGAGGUACUACUUCUGGGUUAGCGGAGUCUGUAACCUGAAACAUCUGUAACCUGAAGCAUCUGUAACCCGAGGUACCACUGUAAUAGCAAAGCUGUAUGGGAGCCAAGCUGGACCGCUCAACAAUAACAAAGAGCUUUCUACAUAUUAAAGGGGGAUCCUUAGGCAGAAUUUAGGAAUUUCUAUAUUAAAUGAUAAAUAAAUUUGUAAACCCCCUACAAAACAUCCUGACGAUGACCUGUGAGCCUGCAGGACAGGGUUGGGGAACAGAUAAACCUCUGUUUAAAUUAUAGUCAUUAUUUCUCAGUUUGCAGCUAUACAUGCAAAUUAGCAUGCUCAUAUAUAUAUGCAGUGCUAUUUUUCUAGAAAAAGAGGGGCUGGAACUCACUGUGAACACUUCCCUUGUUCCUUUAUAAUGACAAUGGUGCCCACCUGAGAGGUGCUGGAACUGAGUUCUGGCUUUUAAAAAAGCCCUGCAUGUAUGUUUGUAAUCCAUUUCCUUCUUUCUCUUGGUUUUAAUGUAUCUGUGUGGAGAUUUUGUCUGUCUGUCUGGUUGGUUAUAAGUUGCUUUGGGUUGCCCUGAGCAAGAUAAAGCAACUAACAAAUUCAAUAAAUAAUAAUAAUAUGCAGAGGUUCCUCAAAUCCUCUUUCUGUUUGGGUGGCAUGUAAAGCUCUACUCCACCCCCUUUUCCAGCUGUGUUACAACCCCAGAUCAACCAUAGAGUAAUGUGUUUUUCUUUUUGCUGGGGUUGGGUAGGAGGGUCCACAUCUGAUGGCUUUUCACGUGGAAGGCAAGAGGAGUAAGAGAAAGAGAUGGCCCUGUCUGCAUUGCCUGCGAUGAGCACUGAGGCUUCCUUAGGCGCUCAGGCUGGGGUAUUCCAUCAUUCCAUGGAAAUGCCCUCUCAUCGGUGAAAUUGAUCCAUCUUCAGGCAUCCCUGCGGAAGUAAUCAGAGCUGAUGGCAAUUGAUCAUGCUCAGCUUCUGAAACCCUGGUUAGACAGACAGAGUUAAUUCAUCUCCGCUCCCCUGCUGAUUGCUGGAUUAUGCCAUCCAUCCCAAGUGCAUUAACCUAGUUGCCAGAGCAUUGCUUCCACCCUGCUUGUGGUGGGAAGCCAGGCUGCUCUUUAGCCGUUCUAAGCAGAAUCUGCUCUUGGAUACCCAAGCAGAACCAGCUUUUUUAAGUUGCUUAAAAACUUUCUCAAGUUUCUAGUUCUCAUGGCUGUGUGCACAUUUGAACCAAAAGAGGACGCUUGGCAGUUCUGUCCUAUGCUUUAGGAAUUUUGCAUUGUUUCAUCAUUCAGUUAAGUUAUUUUAUGCUUUGUACCCUGCUCUGAUAUUCUAAUGGAUUAGAAGUGGGUUAUAAAUGUUCAAAAAAAUAAAACGUACUCCACUGUACUUGGGAUAGGGAGACGUGUCCAAGCAACACAAUAGGGAACCAUCUGUAUCAGCUUUUGGGACCUAAGUGCUCCUUUUCUGCAGUGGGGCAGUGGGCAUGGGACUGUAUUCAGGCUUCCAGCCACUCCUUUCAAUUCUACACCCCCUGGUUUCCCCUAUGCCUGCUGAGAAUACUCAGUUGUCACUGGGCCCUCUUACAGUCACGCCCCUGUAGAUUUUCUGUACUUCUGCAAAGCUUCGAGCUCCAGUAUUAUUAUUUAUUAUUAUUAUUAUUAUUAAAAUUUCACAGGGUGUUUCUACAGCAUAAAACCACAAAAUACAUAAUAUAAGAAGCAAAACAAUUCCCCCGUGCUCCCACAAGAGGUGAUGGAUUCUCCUUCCUCAGAGGUUGUUAAGAAGUUGGUUGGCCAUCUGUUACUAUGAUCUAGUUGACAUUCCUGCGUUGCAGGGGGUUGGACCAUAGCUGUCUACUUUCAGAUUUGAAAAUAAGGGAUCAGCAGCCUCACCUGUCCUGGGGAUAGUCUACAGGAUAUCUAACAAUCUGUGAUAGCAUCGGGAAGCAGCGGGAAACGGCGCUGGAAUAAGGGAAUUUCCCGCAAAAAAAGGGAAGGUUGACAGCUAUGGGUUGGACUAGAUGGCCCUCAGAGUCCCUUCCAAUUCUACGAUUCUCCCCCUGUGCUGAUGCUUCCCAUGUGUGCGCGCCAUUAUUAUUAUUAUUAUUAAUUUGUAUACAAUAAAUUUGUAUACUGCCCUUCAUCUGAAGUUCACAGGGCACUUCACAACAUAAAAAUACAAAAUGAGAAACACAAAAUACAUAACAUGAACAAGAACAAAAAACCAAACCAAUAACCCCCUUCCCACAAACACAUUUAAAAGGACAUUGAAUGUUAAUCAGCCAAAGAUCUGGUUAAAAAGAAAUGUUUUUGCCUGGCAUUUAAAGAUAUGUAAUGAAGGCAUCAGGCAAGCCUCCCUGAGGAGAGCAUUCCCAAAAGAGGGAGCCACUGAAGAAAAGGACGAUUUUUGUGUUGCCACCUUCCAGACUUUUCAUGGAUGAGGUACACAAAGGGCCUCAGAUGAUGAGCAUAGGAUCUGGCAGUCCUGAGCCGUUUAAGGCUUUAUAAGUCAAAACCAGCACUUUGACCUAUACUGUGUGUGUGUGUGUGUGUGUGUGUGUGUGUGUGUGUACACAGUAUACUGCUGUUUGGACUACGUAAGAACCAGCAAUAUAUAUACUAUUAGUAUAUCUGCUUUUAAAACAUUACAAAUAACUUUUCUUCUAACAAUAAGCAGCAGCUUUUGUUUUCUAAAUUGUGACCUUAUUUACUAAAUUUUGGCACCUAUGUUGAGGCUUUCGUAAUACAUCAAUUGCUUUGUUCAGUCAGGUCAAUCAAAGAGCAGGAGAUUUAUACUUAGCUGAUAGCCCUGCUUAUUCAUGCUGUUGAAAAGUCUAGAGACCCACACAUAGGGAUGGGCAGAAAUUAAAUUCAGUUCACAUUUUAAGGCAAAUUUACCCAAUUUGCACUUUCCAAAACAAGAUGUGAACUGAAACACAGCCAUCCUUCGAAAUUCAUGCUUCUCCAGAUUUUGCAAUGCAGUUUUCCAUCCAAGUAAUAUGUGCAAAAAUGCAUCUUCUUGUUAAGUGUGCAUAAAAAUGCAUGUUUUAGUGAACAUAACGUAAAAAAUGAAUUUAUGAAGGGAAGAAUUGCUUUGCGAAAAAUGUGUACAAUGGGCAAAAUUGUAUCCAGACGUGUAUAUUAGGAUAAAAAUGCACUAAACUGCUGAUGUGUUUUCAUGAGGACUUUCUUUAAAACAACAACCAAGUGAUGUGAUAAUUUGGAGGACUGAAUUUCAGAGUGGAAAAACAAGAAACUGAGAAACUGAAAUUAACAUAUUUCACCCAUGCUUUUAAGAGUCUGCCUCUCCAAAGGCUACUCUGCUUUAUAUAGAACUCUCCUGAUCACAAGCAAAAUACACAAAGAGAGAUAUUGCCAAGCAACUUUGACUUUCUCACCAUGAGAUAGUGAUAAGUUGGGAGUUUGGCUUAGAAAAAUCAGAAACUGAGAGAAAAUGAAAUUGACAUCCCUAUGAGCUCCACCCCAUGCAGAGUUGAUUAUGCUGAGUAUCAGUAGCAGACAAGACCAUACAUGCUCAUGAAUAUAUUUCUUUUGCAGGUGAGGCUGUUCACCUCGCCCGAGAUUUCGGUUAUGUGUGCGAAACAGAGUUCCCGGCUAAAGCUGCAGCGGAGUACCUCUGCCGCCAGCACUCCGACCCCGGUGAGCUUCAUGCUCGGAAGAACAUGCUUUUAGCAACCAAGUGAGUAUAGAGUCCAUACAAUUACCCUUCCCCCUUUUGCCUUAAAAGGGAGAGUCUCCAAAAAAGGGAGAGCCACAGUUGUGAAAAUUAAUUUUGAAUUAAUUUUGGCUGUUGGGAACUCUAGUUUAGGACACCUGGAAGGUUGCUGUAGUCUGGCUUAAACAAACAUUUCCCUGGCACAAUGUCAGAAUUCAAAUGUGACUUUCUUUUGGAAAUAGAAUUUUUAAAUGUGGAAUUCAACUCUGUGAAGGAUAAUGUUAAUCUUAGGCCAUGCAGAGAGAUUUUAAGGUAAUAAUUUCAAAUAGUUUCUUUGAACAUUUAAUACCUUUAUAUUUGAAACAGCUUCCAAAUUCUCCCUGGAAUCUUUUGCAGCUCUUAUGUUUACUUAUUUAAAAAUUAUUUACAAUUCCCUGGUUUCUAUUUUUGUUUGCAGUUCUGUUAUGAUGGUUGUGAACUAUUUAGGCUGCAAAGCUACAAACGGUUAUCUGAGAGUAGGCCCUAUUGAACUUAGUGGGACAUACUUCUGAGUAGACAUUGUAGGAUUGUACUGUUAACUGGUUAGUAGUUGAAGGAUGGGGAACCUUUGACUCUCCAGAUGUUGCUCAUCUGCAACUCUCCCAUCAUCUCUCACCAUUGCUUACACUGGCUGGGGUUGAUGGGGCUGGAGUCCUACAACUCCAAAGGUUCCCCAGCCCGGCAUUCGUUGAUGUAAGUUGUAUUAUCCUGAUGUUCCAAGUUAACAAUCUGCUAAAGCCAACAUCCAGUAAAAGUAUAAAAGAAAAUGUUGGAUCACUGCUCAAGCCUGGUCCAAAGAAAAUUUUACAAUGCUUUAAAAAGAAUUUGAGACAGAAUCUGGUGGAAUCUCCUGGGGAAGAAGCUUUGUAGUUCUCACACAGACAUACCAAACAUACCUCAUUCUCUGCCUUCAUUGUAUACAGAUUCCCAGGUGGAAAGAUCCCCAAAUGUGCUGAACAAUUUUCUGGGCAGGCCUGUAUUUCAGUGUUUAGCUUGGUGUUCCAAAUUCUGUAAGACAGAUCCCAUCACAAGACAGUUUCCAGGCAAUUUCUCUGCCCACCAAACUCUCAAAAGCAAUCAGAAAAUUGUUGUUUCAUAAAAUCACCAAAUGAAUUGUAGGCUGCAAAUUAUAAAUUUGCAGACUCUCCUAUUGGAGAAGUCAGAUUCACCAGCUAUGAAUUAUACUGGUUACAAGUACACGCACACAAAAUACUCUGUGAAGAGUCUAAGCUGUUAGUUCUCAAAGGCAGGAAAGAGCAGACUUUAGCCUUGUGGGAUCUAAAUUGUUUUUCACUGGUACCCCAACAUCCACCAACUGAAGGCAAAGGAGUUAUCAGUGCUGGACAAAUUCCAGCUAGGCAAAAGUUAUUGGUUGUGAAGCCAGGCCAGGAGAGACUUUUGAGGGGCCAAACAGAGAGGUUUGGAGGGCCACAUUUGGCCUUUGGUACCCUACCCCUGCCCUAAGGUUUCUUGAUUUCAGCAGCCUCAUUUCAGUGGGGCUUUUUGGAUUUGCUAUCAAUGAACCACUGGGAAUCAGAAACACUUGUUAAUUUACUGCAAUCCCUAAGAACAUAGGAAGAGUCUUGCUGGGUCAGGCCAAUGGCCCAUCUGGUCCAGUUUCCUGUUUUUACAGUGGCCGACCAGAUACCCGUGGGAAACCAGUAAGCAGGACCAGAGCACAAGAGCAAUCUCUGCUCCUGCAGUUUCUAUCUCUAGAGCCGUCUACUCACCUCUGUUCUAAGGCACAAUUUAGCUAAAAUGUAAACAUGUUGCUAUGUGUAGAUGUGAUGCCAGAUGUGCUGCUGCCGUGUGAGCCUGGGACAUGGCAGCUCCUCCUCCUCCUCCUGCCACAGAGGGGAAGCAAUCCCCAGCCCGUGGCAGUGGAGCUGCCAAGCUACACCUGCUUGUGUCAUUUUUUGUCUUGUUUUACUUAAGGUUAUAUCUCCCCUUUCUCAUUCUAGGCAAAUCUGCAAAGAGUUUGCCGAUUUGAUGGCCCAAGAUCGCUCUCCACUUGGAAACAGCCGCCCUUCCCUCAUUCUGGAACCCGGAGUUCAGAGUUGCUUGACCCACUUCAGCUUAAUAACUCAUGGUUUUGGGGGGCCGGCAAUCUGCGCGGCACUUACAGCGUUCCAAAACUACUUGGUGGAGUCGCUCAAAGGGCUCGAUAAAAUGUUCAUGAACAGCACAGGCAACGGCCACCCGGUCGGCGACUCCAAAACAUCAGAAAAGGAAGUGAAACAUCGGAAAUGACGCCACAGUUUCCCAGCCUGCCCAGUCAGAGGGUUUUUCCCCUUUCCCAGUUCAUGAGAUAGGAGGCUUGGGUCUUAUCGACGUUGGGAAAAGAAAAGCAGCAACAGCGAAGACCCCCCCCCUUUUCUCUUGCCAUGUUUUCUGAACUGUGACAGAUGCAUCUCUGAAACCAACUCAACAAAAUGUGACUGGAGAAGGAGGAACAUCCACAUGGGCCUCACAGAGAUGGAAGUAAAAUCAAGAGCAGUUGGUGGUUGCCGUUGACACUUUGGGUAUUCAGUAGUGGAUACCAAAAGCCAGGUUACAUGUGCAAUUACUUUUUCUUUUUUUAAAAAAUACAUUUUCUUUGAAAAGCCCAUAAUCAUGCAAUGUUGAGCUGUUCCAAGAGAGAAGUGAGCAAUGUAAAAUGAAGAGGUCUUAGUGGGAUCAAGAAGGGCAGGGGGAUGUUUUUAAUUUGCCUCAUGGGACAGGCCCAGAAAGAUGAGGCAGAAAGAGCAAGCAAGGUGUCUGCUGAUGUUCACCUCCGUUGCAGACUUAUGGGUCAAGGAAGAAGGAACCUCACCUGUUCCACUGCCACUGUGCAGCUCUGCGACUUCGUUUGCACAUUUUGACCAAUUGGAAAUCACAGUGGGUUUUGUCUGAUUUAGACCGACACACCAAUACACACGUUUCAGCAGUUUUCCCCCUAAAAGGAACAGAGUUCCCUGCAAAUGCUCUGUUCUGUCGAGUUGUCAUUCAGCUGACCUGGACCCAGGAUGAGUGAGAUUACACCACCAGCCUCCACUCCUUGAGUUUUCAAAUUUUUUAGUAAUAUUAAAUAAUGAAUAAAUGAUUAUACUUAUAAUAAUAAAUUAAUAAACAAUUAAAGCACAAGAAAGAACUUGAAGGAGGCCAAACCGAACUGUUUUGAAAUCUGUAUAUAUUUAUUUAUGUGUAAUUAAAUCAAAGUUUUAAAAUGUCCAGUGCGCGUUAUUUAUAUCCAAUUAAGUUGGGACUUCUUUUUAAAAAAAAAACUUUUUGAAAACUAAGUCAGUCUUUGGAAUUUUCUGGAAUGAAGUUUUGGAUACAGAACCUGGUAGCAUGGACAAUAGCCUGUGACACUAAUGAUUAGAGACAUUUAGCCCGG
Podarcis lilfordi (Lilford's wall lizard) is the source of this 10851-nucleotide messenger RNA. Lineage: Eukaryota; Metazoa; Chordata; Lepidosauria; Squamata; Lacertidae. The record is from the annotation of a GenBank genome assembly.